This is a messenger RNA of Haliotis rubra (blacklip abalone), 7640 nucleotides long. Its product is annotated as homeobox protein PKNOX1-like. The record is from RefSeq and is a predicted model, not a curated record. Gene Ontology annotation, molecular function: DNA-binding transcription factor activity, RNA polymerase II-specific; RNA polymerase II cis-regulatory region sequence-specific DNA binding. Gene Ontology annotation, biological process: regulation of transcription by RNA polymerase II. Lineage: Eukaryota; Metazoa; Mollusca; Gastropoda; Lepetellida; Haliotidae.
GGUGCGAGUGACGUCAGGUCACGUGACGGGGUGGGCAGUAUCGCUAAUUGACGCGCGCCAUUUUGACGAAGAGUGACACUGUCGCUUUGCAAGGCUUCAUGUGACACAGGCAGGGCGGGGCCAUGUCCGUGGUCCCCCAGCCCCCAUCGUAUCAGGAAGCACAGAUCUUGGCUCAAGCUCAGGCCGUGGCCUCCGGGGCCUCCGUCGUACAAGAUGUUGGAGGAGCUACUACCAUCAUAACAGUGGGUCAGCCUGUGGGCGGUGCUGCUGUGUCCGAGGCAGAGGCUCUACAGGUGGAGAAUUAUAAACAGGCCAUAUACAGACACCCGUUAUUUCCGCUUAUGGCGUUGCUGUUUGAGAAAUGUGAGCAAGCCUCUCACUCCCACGACUGCCCGACCUCUGAGAGCUUCGAUGUCGACAUCCAGGCCUUUGUGCAGCACCAGGAGAAGGAACACAAGGCCUUCUUCAGCGAUGAUAACGAACUUGAUAAUUUGAUGGUUAAAGCGAUACAAGUGCUACGAAUUCAUCUCUUGGAACUAGAGAAAGUGAAUGAACUGUGUAAAGACUUCUGUACACGUUAUAUAGCGUGUUUGAAGGGCAAGCUGCAGAGUGAGAAUCUGUUACGUAUAGACAACAUAUACGACGACUCGUCGCCUCCCUUGCCGGGAACACCGCAGCCUAGUCAACCAACCAAUCCGAUGCAGGUUCAGCAACAGGUCGUGACCCCUGGGGUCGUGACCUCUGUUAACGGCAAUGUUGUGAUUCAGAAGGGGAUAGCCCAGCCUACUGUUUCCAUGGCAACAAUAAAUCAAGGACAAAUUGUGUCAGGGAAUACAGUGUAUCAGAUGGUGCACACACCUCAAGGAAUUGUCGCACAACCAAUUCAGAUUCAAAGUACACCUUCAGUGCAAGCUCCAAUUAUGACCCCCACAGCAACUGUGAUACAUGGCAGCACCCCACUGUCUCAGAUAGGGGUGGUCGGGGCACCUGUUGUGUCACAAGUCAGUACACCUACAGCCUCUGUGGCUCCCCAGGUCCCAUCACAGAUGUCAGCGGCCAGCCUCAGUGCUUUGUUUGAUGAUGACGACUUCGGCAAGAAGAAGAGCAAGCGAGGAGUUCUACCGAAACAGGCCACUCAGGUCAUGAAAACAUGGCUGUUUCAGCAUAUAGUGCAUCCGUACCCAACAGAAGAUGAGAAGAGACAAAUAGCCAGUCAGACAAACUUGACCCUGCUUCAAGUAAAUAAUUGGUUCAUCAAUGCCCGACGCCGGAUACUGCAGCCCAUGCUAGAUGCCAGUAACCCAGAAACCACUAAGACAAAGAAGAGUAAACCCCAGACCCGACCACAGCAGAGAUUCUGGCCGGACAGUAUAGCCAAUAUCACGCCCCAGCUGCCAGCUGGAGACGGUCAGCUGUGUGAUAACCAACAACAGCAUCAGGUCAUUGGUUCACAGGGACAACCAAUUGUGCUUCCUGUGAUGACUGAAGGGCAGAUAAUCACGUCACUUCCAAAUAUUCACCAUUCUUCCAGUUCUCCUCUCGGCGAAGACGAAGGAAUUAAGAUGGAGGCGGAGCAUGGGGGGGAAGAGUCCGACUCUAGUAAAGAUGACAAUUAGAUGUUUUCCUGUUACAAUUGCUCACUAAGUGAGAUCGUAUUUGUUCAUUCUCAUGUGUGCUUCCUAUGAUAUGCCAAGUCCCAGAAUGCACCAUACAGAACAUCUCCUUUAGUCUCCUCAGUGGGAUAUGGCAACUGUUGACCUUGUAACGAGUGUGUUGGUAACCUGAAUGUGUGGCAUGGCUGCAAACAAUUCUUCCUUCAUUCUUUAACCAAUCGGAUCCCUUUCUUCAAAUCAUAACGGCAGUACGGAACGGCCAGGUGUGAUUUUCCAAAACAAACAACUUCCGCAAAACUAUUCUUAUCUUACAAAUAAGGGUUACUUUACAGAUGUCAUCACCCGGUAUUGAAAACAAGAGACAUUUGUGGCUUGGGGGGUGAUGAUGAUUUUUAUGGAGAAGCUUGUACAAUGUGAAUGACCCCCCUAAAAUUGAUGUACAAAGUAAGUGGCCCCCGGCAUGUAAUGAUGUAAUGUACAAAAUUAAUGCCACCCCAAUAAGUUUUAAGCAUAUUUCUCUUCUUUUGUUUUAAUGUACAGAAUUGCUGAUCCCCCUAGUUAAUGUGUACAAAAUUGAUGACACCCCCUACCUCCCCAGAACAAAAUGGGUGACCCCCCGUAUAAAUCAUCAUCACCCCUCCUAGCCACAAAUUAUGAACCGUAUUGGCAUCGUGUAUUUUUCAAAGUAGCCUUCAAUAAGAACUCUUGAUGACUUGUUUCCAUGGUUACAAAUGAUGGAAAGAGAUAUGUUUACGGGUGAAGUUGGUGCUGGACACAAGUAUUAUAUGGAUGGCCUCUUGUUCAAAUCAUCAACUCAUCUUUCUUAUCUCUUCUUGCACUUGUUAGUAGUGGCGUUGUAAGUGUUAUUAGGUUCAACAAAGCACUGGUACAUUUAUCCGAACAAAACAGCAGAGCAUUCGUGAUUUUCAAAUAGGCGUAUUUAUCGUUACGACUGCAUGAAUUACCAAAAAAAAUAUUUCAUGAAUAUUCUUUUAACCCAUCAGACUUUCUUCUUUUGAUGCUAGUGAUGUGUGUAUUUGCCCCAGUCCUUACUAUGAAAGUUUAUUUGUGGUGAAAUCGUAUACUGUGGUAUUAGUAGAACUGCAGUAUUUUGCCUUCAGCUCGGUAUAAUCCAAAAAAUUCGGUUUUCAUACCGUCAUUUCUAUCCAGUCAUAACAUGACAGUUUUGUUCAUCAAAAUAGCAAAGAUUUUGGUUAUUAAACCAUGUUAUUAAACAAUGUAAGGUUUGACUCUUCUUGUCAUUUUUCUGCAUUGUGAUCAUAUCUCAUAUACUGAAUCGAAACUGAACCAAAGGCCUUGUAACUCAAUACGUAUCGUUGUAAGAGUGUACCGUUUCACCCCUCAAGUUUAAGUGUGUUGUUCACAGUUGUGUGCGAGGAGAGGCAUAAGGCAUGUCUGCAUUUUUCAAGUUAAGAGUUUUGCCAAUAUAAAAAAAAACACAAAUUUAACUUUGAGUGGCAUUUAAGGGGCUGGGAGGUACAAUGCAGACAAAUGUAUGAAUAAAUGUGUCUUUAUUUCGUGAGAGCGACGUUUCAAUACACAUUCUCUGCUUGACAACAGUACAAGAAUCUAUUGAAACGUCGUACUCAUGAAAUAUAGAAUUUGUUAUCCGUAACGUUUGUCUAUUAAACACAAGAUGAGGAGACCUGCAGAAUUAUUUCAAAAUGAUACUAUUUCACAUCAAAGUUGACACAGUGAUGUUUGACAAUACCAAUGACUCCUAACACAGCUCUCCUUCAUAAAAUUGCUUCAUCCACCAUUUUGAAUCAUAAAUUUCUUUGUUGUCCAUUUUCUACUGUUACUUCCAUUUAUAGGGGGUCUGUUGACAACAGGAAUUAGCUGUAAUGUCAUGAAUGUCACUGUGGGGUGGUGGGGUAGCCUUGUGGUUAAAGUGUUUGCUUGUCACCUCAUACCCAGGUUCUGUUCUCUACAUGUCCCCACCAGGACUCCCUUUGUUGCUGGCAUAUUUCUAAAAUUGAUAUAGGAUCCUGCUCCCUGACCCCAAACACCCCCAAACACCCCCAUGUUCAGAGGAACAGAUAAGCUGCGUAUUUGCGUAAAUUACGCAAAUAUUUAUGCAAAACUCAAUUCCUAUUAAGUCUAUUACGUACAAGUACGCUGGAAGUUUUGUAAAUACGAAAUAAAUGUGAUCUUACAUGCGUACACACAAAAAUGUCAAAUCUUAACUUGCGUACCGGUGGAUAGAUAAAAUAACUGAAGUAUACUGAGAGGUUCUAUUUCAGGACUUGGACUUUACAACUUGCAGUCUUUCUUAUCGUUUCUCAUAUUACAGAUCAAAUGUUAAUCACGAAAACUAACAUUUAAACUUUAUUACAUUUUUAAAAUUAAUGGAAAAUGGCAAAAUACCCAAUUGAGCUUGAGUGAAGUGAGUACAAUUUAUUUCGUUACUCAAAAAAAUAAUUAGGAUACCCAAUUAAGAUGAAGACAAACGAAUACAUAACUCAAUUACCCAAACAGUUAUCUGUAGCUCUGCAUGUUGUUUCUGGAAUAGUGCUGAAAGUGUCUUAGAGAGCCACUCCCUACCCCACCAUGAUAUUGCUGAAAUACUGAUAACAGUUGGGUUUCAAGUGACAGAUAUGGCAGGAUCAGUUUUAUGUGGCAGUCCUUUAAAUAAUAGGUUUAUCUCCUAGUUUUAUACUCAUCCCUCCAUUCACAGUUUAACACAAGUAACCAUGGCAACAAUACUUAAGUAGGUAUGACUAUACAGAACUUGUAUUAGUACUGACCAUUCCUAGGGAUGUUAAAGCGCAGAAAUGUUUGACUGACUAUCCAGAGUAAGGGCUGCAUGCUCUUUGGGUAGAGCCCUGAUGAAGAUCUCAGUAAAAAUGCCAGUAGCACAUUGGUAUUGCUCAGACUGUUGAUCACACAGAGUAAGGGCCUUGUACUCUAUGGGUAGAGCCCUGAUGGAGAUCUCAGUAAAAAUGCUAGUAGCACAUUGGUAUUGCUUAAUUAUACAGAGUAAGGGCUGUGGGUAGAGCCCUGAUAGAGAUCUCAGUAAAAAUGCCAGUAGCACAUUGGUAUUGCUCAGAUUGUUGAUCACACGGAGUAAGGGCCUUGUACUCUAUGGCUAGAGCCCUGAUGGAGAUCUCAGAAAAAAUGCCAGUAGCACAUUGGUAUUGCUCAGACUGUUGAUCACACAGAGUAAGGGCCUUGUACUCUAUGGGUAGAGCCCUGAUGGAGAUCUCAGCAAAAAUGCCAGUAGCACAUUGGUAUUGCUCAGAUUGUUGAUCACACGGAGUAAGGGCCUUGUACUCUAUGGCUAGAGCCGUGAUGGAGAUCUCAGAAAAAAAUGCCAGUAGCACAUUGGUAUUGCUCAGACUGUUGAUUAUACAGAGUAAGGGCCUUGUGCUCUGUGGGUUCAGCCCUGAUGGAGAUCUCAGUUAAAGUGCCAGUAGCACAUUGAGUGAUGAGUAUUGACAUUUUUCCUUGUUAAGUCUACAUUUAGGGGAACAUACUGGACUUUCCAAAACAGCAUAAACCAGACACCCCAUACUCGCUCAGGCCCCUGCUGAUGUCUGGGAAAUAUGCUGAAACUUUGGUACAAAGGCUGUUUCUUGCCAGAAUUUAGAGGUUGCCAUCAAGCACGCCUGCCAAGCUCUGCUUAUCUCAUAUGAAGGCUUACAUUAUAGUGCUAUUGUUGAGUAUCACAGGAGCUUUCUGCUGUCCAAACUUGUCACAUCUUGUAAUUGUAUUCAGGGGAGGUACAGUAUCCUGGUGAUUAAAACAUGCCAUUGUCUUGCACAAGGCCUGUGAUGUUGCUAGAAUAUUCCUAAAAUUGUAAAAUGCUACUGACUCAGUUAUAACUGAUUUAUACUGAAUUCCAUUGUGACACAGCUAGGUCACAUGUUACUUGAGGUCUUCCAGCCUAUGAGUGUAGGUCAAUGGCUUCCUCUAAUCAUGAGCAUAAUGUCAGGGCCUAAAUAUGGUGCUAUGUAGCCGUAGAUCUGAUGUACAGGCCAGCUAUUCUCGAAACGUUCGUAGCCCUACGAACUUCUUAAGCCCAUUCUUAACACAUUGGCUAUGAUCAGAGUUAAGAAUUCUUAGGGCUAUGAACGUUAUGAGAAUAAGAGCCCAAGGCUCAAAACUGCUUUGCUUGUUUUCAGGAUGCACGUAGCGGGUGUUGCUUGACAGACAUCUUCUGUUCCAAUAUAGCUGUUGGGGUGGUUAUGUGCCCCUGUUACAAAAUUUGAACCUGUUUUGUUUUUUCAACAAUGCUUAUCUGAAAAAUGUGAGAAAAAUUAUUUGUUUUUAGUGGACUCCGAUGUGUUCUUCUAUAGGCACUAUAUAUACUACUGAACUUUCAAUCAGGAUACCGCAACAUUCGAUACUGUCACAGAACUAAGGACAACAGAUGAAGAGAAUGUGUAUUAAAAUUUAUUACUCGCCCGUGGAAGAUACUGCAGUGUAAUAUUUUCACGGCAAUAUUACACUAGUGUAAUACAGCUAUGACGUCACACUGCUAAUACCUCUGUUACAAUGGUAUUAGACUUUGUUUGACUUGCGGGAGCUGAGAGUCAUCACACUGUAGGCAGUUUCGCGGCAGCCUCUAUCAAUUUCUGUCAGAGAGUAAUAAACAGAAUACUAAACCGCUUCUGUGAAAUACCAUUUUUAUUAAACUCGUGAAAGAUUUAGUAUCAAACUUGCUUUUCACUCGUUUGAUACCAAAUCAUCAACUCGUUUACUAAAAAUGGUAUUACACGAAAGGUCGUUUAGUAUCCUCUAUAUCUUUCAUAAUUGUCAGCAUUCUCGCUUCCAUGGCAACAUAAGUCAUCUUCAGCAUCUGCCUUGUCCUAAUAAAAGUUUAGCAGUACAUUUCAUAUUGUUAUGGUUCAUAAAGAAUGUUUGCUUGAGUCCACAUUUAUCCAUUGACCACUGAUGAUGUAAAGAGAUUACAUCUACAUAUUCUGAGAUGAUUGUACCGGUAGUUGUACACUUUUACUUUCAUAAUCCAAAAAUGGAACUGUUGGCCAAAUAAGAAACAAACUGUAAAUAUUCAAUUCAAUUAAUUGCUUUAGGUUUGUUUUUGUUUUGUUUUUUUUUGGGGGGGGGGGCUUUCUGCUCGUUUUGGUUGAUUCAUAUACUGCAAAAUCAAAAUAAGGGUUGCCAAGGUUUUCAGUGAAUGUGACCUACAAUACAAUCCUCAUUAUUUUGUUCUGGUGGCUGAUAGUCAGUAGGAAGUAUCUUGUGCACUUCAAAGUAUAUCAGCUGUCGUUUAUCUUCUAAGUAAAAUUUCCAUUGAAGGAUUGUUAGAUUCUAUUUGAAUUUAGAUGAAACAAUUAAACCAAAAUGUAAAAUAUAUCUUGUAUUUUGGAGCUUUAUAUAAUUCAUUGAGCAGUUGAUGAUCUUAAAAGUGGAUUGGGUGGAUCAGUGCUCUAGUCCAGACUGGAUUAUUUACAGGCCACGGUCAUAUGGUUGGAAUAGCUGAAUAUGAAAACAAAACAUCUAAACACACACAGAUUGUCACUGUACUUUGUCACUGCCAUUAAAAGGUAAUUUAAUGGCAGUUAGAGUAAGGGGGGAGCAAAAGUACUUCUUUUCUUCUUCUUUUUACUUCAAGAGUUGUCUCCCUUUUGUUUCCUCAAUGUGGUAAACGUCUGAGGCCUGCGUUACUUUGAGACGUUCUAACUUCAGCUGACGCACCAUGAUAUACCUGACAUACUGUUCAAAUCAUCCUUACACCCACCUCACUUACUCUCAGAAAUUUUCAGCUUGGACCUAAGUAAACUGAUGAACUGUGGUGCAAUCUCCUGUGAAAGUAUUGACAAGGUAAAACUGGUUGUAGGUGCGACCACACUGUUGUUUGAUGUACUUAAUUCCGUGGUACGUAUUACGAUGCUUUACGAGGGAGGCAUGCAAUGUCUUCCACUGGUUUGUUACUAUGCAAUUGGCUUGUUAGAUUCAUUCACAAUUACUGUUGUAUAUUAUUGUAUAUUGAAAAAAUACACUGCAACUUUUUUAAAAGAAUAAAACCAAAAUAUAUGACAA